This is a messenger RNA of Ictidomys tridecemlineatus (thirteen-lined ground squirrel), 276 nucleotides long. RefSeq names its product ATP synthase F(1) complex subunit epsilon, mitochondrial-like. Gene Ontology annotation, biological process: proton motive force-driven mitochondrial ATP synthesis. Gene Ontology annotation, molecular function: proton-transporting ATP synthase activity, rotational mechanism. The record is from RefSeq and is a predicted model, not a curated record. NCBI's taxonomy places the organism in Eukaryota, Metazoa, Chordata, Mammalia, Rodentia, Sciuridae. Gene Ontology annotation, cellular component: mitochondrial inner membrane.
AUGGUGGCCUACUGGCGAUAGGCUGGACUCAGCUAUAUCUGAUACUCUCAGAUCUGUGCAAAAGCAGUGAGGGAUGCACUGAAGGCAGAAUUCAAAGCAAAUGCCAAGAAGACUUCUGGCAGCAGCAUAAAACUUGUGAAAGUAAAAAAGGAAUAAUCAACCCUGACUAAAGCUUGAAAUGCUACAUUUUCAAGGUGAAGAAGUGUGGGCACAUGUUAUGGCAGAUUAAAAUCAUCUCACUUCAUGAAAAAAAAACUGUCUUGUUCAUAAAUUGAU